Messenger RNA from Wallemia mellicola CBS 633.66, 500 nucleotides. RefSeq names its product histone-fold-containing protein. Gene Ontology annotation, biological process: nucleosome assembly. The transcript has 2 exons. Gene Ontology annotation, molecular function: structural constituent of chromatin; DNA binding; protein heterodimerization activity. The record is from RefSeq and is a predicted model, not a curated record. Bases 125 to 436 code for a protein of 103 amino acids. Gene Ontology annotation, cellular component: nucleosome. Lineage: Eukaryota; Fungi; Basidiomycota; Wallemiomycetes; Wallemiales; Wallemiaceae.
GAUCAGAUCAGAGAUCAAAAAUCAGCGCCCAUUCGAGGCGCCUGAUCUGAUGCGCGUCUCGCAAUAAUUUAAAUAGUGCGCAUUUGCCACUCUCUCUCCUCAUCAAUCAACUACUCAAGUAAAAAUGUCAGGAAGAGGAAAAGGCGGCAAAGGUCUCGGAAAGGGUGGUGCUAAGCGUCACCGUAAGAUUCUCAGAGAUAACAUCCAAGGUAUUACCAAACCAGCUAUUCGUCGUCUCGCUCGUCGUGGUGGUGUUAAGCGUAUCUCCGGUUUAAUCUACGAAGAAACCCGUGGUGUUCUCAAGGUCUUCUUGGAAAAUGUCAUCAGAGACUCUGUCACCUACACAGAACACGCAAAGAGAAAGACUGUCACUGCACUCGACGUUGUCUACGCACUCAAGAGACAAGGAAGAAUCCUUUACGGUUUCGGUCAAUAAGCUUAUCCAGAUUAUAUAAUACCUGUACUUUAUGUGUAUUUUAUGAAAAACUUCACUACGACCU